AUGGAGGACGUCCGAAAACACGAGGGGUACUCUUUACGUGUCAAAUUAAAGAAACCUGCAGACGAACCACAGAAAAAAGAUGAUAGUAAAUACUAUGCUGGAUGGAGAGAGAAAUUGAAGAAAGAUGGAGCCAAAUUUGAGGCGUACAAAAAAAGAGAUGCUGAAAGCCAUAGGGCAUACAGGAGAAAGAUGACGGCAGCUGAGAGAGCUAUUUAUAACAUGAAAACCAACAUCAGGAUGAGGAAGUACAGAGAACGUAAAAAGGAGGAGGGAAAUAAGGAGUCUGUACAUGCAACAAGAAAACAAGUGCAAAAAUUAAGAGAAUAUUGGAGACAGAAAAAGAAGGAACAGCGAGCUGGAAUGACAGAAGAAAAACGGAAAGAGGAAAAUACAAAAAAGAGACUGAAAUAUCGUGCAUCAAAGAAAAUGUUAAACUUUGAAACUCCAAGCACAGAUGGGAUCAAAAAGGCAACAGAAAGAAUGAAAAUUCCUAAAAAGCCGGAGGUAUUUGCUGAGGUAAUAAAUCGAAUAGUUACACAUUCUACACCGAGAAAAAAACAACUCCUGAAUGACAAAGGUGUCUUUACACCAAAUUCCAAAAAGAAACAUGAAACAAAUGCUAAGAUUGCGGCAAGUGUCAAAUUGAAUUUGAAAAAAUUGAAAGAAAAUCAAACAAAGCGUGGAAGACAGCUAUAUUAUUGGUUGACCCAGAGUCUGGUCGGGAAACAUAUUGUAACCAAGCAGCUGUGUGAAGCUCUCGACUGA
This is a messenger RNA of Mya arenaria, 765 nucleotides long. RefSeq lists its product as uncharacterized. NCBI's taxonomy places the organism in Eukaryota, Metazoa, Mollusca, Bivalvia, Myida, Myidae. The record is from RefSeq and is a predicted model, not a curated record. Bases 1 to 765 code for a protein of 254 amino acids. The transcript is spliced from 2 exons.